UUCACCAUUGUCAUCUUCUUCCUCCAUAAACUCAUAUAUACAAAACACAUUUAUAUACCAUGAUAUGCGAAGAUGCAUAUCAGUAUCAGCAAUUACAUGGACAGAAGGAUCAUAUGAUGACAAUGAUGAUGAUGGACUUGAGUACAUCAUCAACCAUUUCUCCAUCCUCAUCACCUAAGUCACCAUCACACAACAACGACGAGGAAGAGAGACUAGAGGUUGUGAAUUUGAGUGGCAUGGCGUUACAGUCUCUCCCAAAUCCUUCCCUCAAUUUGGCAAAUAUAUGCAAGCUUGAUCUCUCCAACAAUCAUAUCAAGAAAAUACCAGAAUCUCUAACAGCGAGAUUACUCAACUUGAUAGCAUUAGAUAUUCACUCUAACCAGAUCAAAGCUCUUCCAAACUCCAUUGGUUGUCUCUCUAAGCUCAAGAUACUUAAUGUCUCUGGAAACUUUCUUGUUUCCCUCCCCAAAACUAUUCAAAAUUGCAGGUCACUUGAAGAGCUAAACGCCAACUUCAACGAGCUAACUAGAUUACCAGACAACAUAGGGUUAGAACUAACCAAUCUGAGGAAGCUCUGUGUCAACUCAAACAAGCUCAUUAGCCUACCAAAUUCCAUCACCUACCUCACUUCCCUGCGUGUCCUUGAUGCUCGUCUUAAUUGCCUUAUGAUCCUCCCUGAGGACCUCGAGAACCUCAUCAACCUCGAGAUCCUCAAUGUAAGUCAGAACUUCCAGUAUCUUUCUGUUCUUCCAUCUUCUAUUGGUCUUCUCCUGAACCUCCUCGAGCUGGAUAUCAGCUACAACAAGAUAACAGUGUUGCCUGAGUCCAUUGGAUGCAUGAGGCGGCUGAGGAAGCUGAGUGCAGAGGGAAACCCGCUCGUGUCCCCACCCGUUGAGGUUGUUGAGCAGAGCUUGCAGGCGGUGAGAGAGUAUCUGAGCCAGAAGAUGAAUGGUAAAUUGGUGAACAUCGCAGCAAAGAAGAAGACAUGGGGAUUCCGCAAAUUGGUCAAGUAUGGAACAUUUAAUGGCAGAUCAAGGGCUUGGACCAGGGAAGAGAGAGAAGGCCUCAUCAUGCCUGAGUACCGUCCCAUCGAUAUCUUAGCUUCGACCAAGUUUCCUGUGAUGUGCUCACCUCGACGUCUCUUUUCCCCAAGAACCUAUUUCAGCAGAUAAGAAUAAUGCAGACAGAACCACAAUUUUGCUAUCUUUCAACCAUUUUAUUUAAUUCAUCACUAAAUAUAUAAAGAGUAUGUAUAUAUACGCAGCAUUCAGAUUCAAUAACUUAUUGUAAAUCAUGUAAUUAAGAUUAUAAAAAACAGUUUUGACCUCAAAAAGUAAUUUUAUAAAUAAGUCUUUCACUCUUUCCAUCCAUUUCUAUUCAUUCAUGCCUUCAUCGUAUUUUGAGACUUUUAGCUUUGGGGAAGUUCAAGAUCUAUGCUGGUAAGAGAAACAAAACACCACCAGUUUCAGGACAACUCAUUCCUAGUAAUUUUUUGACAGAUACAUAUGUAAGGCUUCCACGAUCACAUAAUCUUUAGUCUGUUGUAUAAGAGAAACAUGCAUCAAAGUUUACACCAAAAAAAUAAAAAGAAGAGCUUUUCACACAAGAAACAGAGUUUUCCGAAGCUGCGAUAUUGCAAGCCUCGACAAUCCUUAUUCAACACCUGAAGCAAACAAACCCAACUUCAAAAUUCUCUACUUUAUUGGUUGUGUUGUCAUAUAACGGGGAGUAUAGAGCUACUGAACAUUUUUUCAGUAUCUUCUUCAACAAUGAGAUUGAGAAAUCAAAGCAAUGCUGCAGAUUACUAACAUUCAUAGCUAGAAUUCUCAUUAUCAAACAAGAAGCACAUUAGCUUAAAAACACACA
Messenger RNA from Capsella rubella, 1866 nucleotides. Its product is annotated as plant intracellular Ras-group-related LRR protein 7. The record is from RefSeq and is a predicted model, not a curated record. The coding region runs from base 60 to 1172 and encodes 370 amino acids. Gene Ontology annotation, molecular function: protein binding. Lineage: Eukaryota; Viridiplantae; Streptophyta; Magnoliopsida; Brassicales; Brassicaceae. The transcript has 3 exons.